Lasiodiplodia theobromae is the source of this 1467-nucleotide messenger RNA. Its product is annotated as Mitochondrial chaperone. Lineage: Eukaryota; Fungi; Ascomycota; Dothideomycetes; Botryosphaeriales; Botryosphaeriaceae. Bases 1 to 1467 code for a protein of 488 amino acids. Gene Ontology annotation, biological process: mitochondrial respiratory chain complex III assembly; protein insertion into mitochondrial inner membrane from matrix. Gene Ontology annotation, cellular component: mitochondrial inner membrane. The record is from RefSeq and is a predicted model, not a curated record. The transcript has 3 exons. Gene Ontology annotation, molecular function: ATP binding; ATP hydrolysis activity.
AUGGAUCGCAAUCAUGGGCCCGGAUCUCCGCCGCAACCUCAGCAGCAGCUAGCCGAGUCUCUCUCCGCGAGCACCAGCGAUGGCGGCGGCUCGCUCAUUGCCCAGCUCACGGGCAAUCCCUACUUCACUGCUGGCUUUGGCCUUGCAGGCCUUGCAACUUUUGGCCGCUUAGCUCAACAGGGUAUCAAGCGUGGUGCCGUGCUCCUCCGCCGUCGCUUGCUCGUCGAGCUGGAAAUUACAAAGAAUGACGAUGCCUAUCCGUGGUUGCUGCAAUGGAUGUACCACCGGGGCCAUGCGUUAGGAUCAGGGGCUGCUGCUGAGGCUUCUCGAGAUGCCGCAAGCCGUGGCUUGUUCGAUGCGCUCGCACGCCGAAUCACUCCCCGAAUGCACCAUCUCCAGCUCAAUACAAGCACGUACAAGCGUGCCGACGGCGUACAAGUAACCGACUUCUAUCUUCAGCCCGGACAUGGAAAACACAUCAUGCGCUACAAAAACGCUUGGAUGUUGGUCAACCGAGAGCGCCAGGGAAAUCAUUUGGACACCAAUGGCGAACCCUUCGAGACGGUCACGCUCACGACACUGCAAGCUCACAAGCACGUCUUUGAGCAGCUCUUUGCCGAGGCCCAUAAGAUGGCACAGCAGAACCAAGAGGGCAAGACAAUCGUCCUUGUCCCGGACGCAUUUGACUGGAAGCCUUUCGGGCAGCCGAAGCGGAAGAGGCCGCUCGAGUCGGUGGUGCUCGAAGAAGGGGUCAAGGAGCGGCUGGUCCAGGACCUGCAGGAAUUCAUCCAGAAGCGAGAGUGGUACUUUGACCGGGGAAUUCCGUAUCGGAGGGGCUACCUGCUCUACGGCCCGCCGGGGACGGGUAAAAGCUCGGUUAUUGAGGCGCUUGCGGGCCACUUAAAUUUCAACAUCGCUAUGCUUAACCUGAGCCAGCGGGGCAUGACUGACGACAGGCUGCAGUUCAUGCUGACCAAGGUGCCCCCGCGGACCUUGGUGCUCUUGGAGGAUGCGGACGCGGCCUGGGUGAAUCGCAAACAAGCCAAUGAGGACGGGUACUCUGGAGCAUCAGUCACCUUCUCCGGGCUCCUCAACGCGCUUGACGGCGUCGCUAGCGCCGAAGAGCGUAUACUUUUCCUGACGACGAACCAUGUGGAGCGGUUGGACGAGGCGCUGAUCCGGCCGGGCCGAGUGGAUGUCACAGUGCGUAUAGGAGAGGCAACGGGUUGGCAGAUCAAGCAGCUGCUGGAGCGUUUCUACGGCGAGGCGGAUCCCGACGGCGCGGGCCGGCAGAGGUUUUUGGAAAAGGCGCGUAAGCUCGGCCUAGUGGGUGCGCUGAGCCCGGCUGAGCUCCAGGGGCUGUUCCUCUACAACAAGGAGGAUCUGGAGGGCGCCAUUGCCAGUUUGGACGAGGUUGCAUUGAUGCACGCGCAUUUGGCGCGCAAGCUGAAUUCGUCAGACGAGUGA